GUAGACUCGUUUGAUUGGCUCGUUUUCACGUAUCCGGACAGGCACAUUCGUUGUCGACGGCAUUUUGGAGGUGAAAAUCUUGCCGCCGCCUCGAUGCAUCUACGAGCUGCCGGUGUCGGUCGAAGGUCGCCGGGCGCGACACGCCGCCAAGUGCAUGCGACCGCGGCCGCCAUGUCGUCUCCCUUGUCUCGCGACGACAUCUCGGCGAUGGCGAAAACCUCCCCAAUGCCGCUGACCCUUCAACAAAUGAAAACGUUUGCGACGAACGGCCCGGAACUCCGCCUGAAAGCGUCGGCUUUUCUGCACAACGAGCUCCAGGUUCGCUUUGCAAGAGCGGUCGUGGAACUGUCGGAACUUCCACUUGGACUGAACGAAACCCCUCCGGUCAAAAUGGCCAUCGCCAACUACACAAUGUUAUUGCACGAUCUGGCGGCGAUGAAAACACCGACCACAUAUGUACUCGACAUGCGGAGCAGGUUCCUUUCAUGUUUCUACGUCGAUCGAUUGCUAGGAAGACGACGCGAUCUUUACCGCGCGCAUCACGCAGAUGAAGCAGCAGGGGUCGAACUUAGUUCCGAUGAUCUGCGGCGGGCUGCACGCGAUCAAGGCCACGCCUCGUGUGAAGAACGCUCUACGUCUUCAAGAUGUGCAAGACGACUUAAACACCCGCCUGGACACAUUCUUUCUGUCGCGCAUCGGGAUUCGCAUGCUCAUCGGCCAGCACUCCAAAGUCGGCGGCCGCGUCAAGCUCACAAACGUCCAAGAUAUCGUGAACGAAGCAGUGAGUCGAGCAAGUGCGCUAUGCGACACCUACUGCGGGCCGCCGCCGCCAGUCGUUGUCCGCGUCGCUAAAAACGGCAACGCGCCGUUCAUGUAUGUGCGGUCGCACCUCCACCACAUGGUGUUUGAGUUGCUCAAAAACUCGAUGCGAGCCACUGUUGAGCGCCACGCACGCCUUCGAAGCUCGGACGGCCUGCCCAAGUGCCCGCUGCAUCCACGACCGCGCAUGAACCAUCACAGCCCCCUUCUUGGGUUCGUUAUCCCUGAUCUGGACACGAUUGAUGGCGUGACGAUCUUUCCACCUGCCGGUGCUGCGGGCUCUGCGCUUCCCCCCAUUACAGUCGUGAUAUCCCAAGGCGCGGAAGACUUGACAAUCAAGAUCUCGGACGAAGGCGGCGGCGUCCCGCGCAGCGAAUGGCGCAACCUGUGGCAGUACACGUAUACGACGGCGGACGUGGUCGACCCGGCCGUGUUCAAGGGGGAAGUGAAUUUUCGUGAUCAUUUUUGUGGCGGCGGGUAUGGUCUUCCGAUCUCGCGCCUCUUUGCCAGGUACUUUGGCGGCGAGGUCACGUUCCUGUCGUUGGAAGGGUACGGGUCGUCUGCGUUCAUCCAAGCCCAUCGUCUCGGCAAGCAAGCCGAGCUCGUCCCUGGCCAUACCAACUUUACGCUGCAGCCCCUCACGUUUUGAAUCGAUCGUUCGUUGUUGUCGACCCAUGGAUCGAGGUCGUUGUGGAAUACACCAAGGGGACGCCAUGUGACGAUCGGCACAAACGAGAAAAGAAUGGGACAGUGGUGGCGCUGUCAUGUGCAUGGAAGCAUGGCGUCAGAGGCAGUAGUGCUCGACGGCUUCAGCAUCGUCAUCAUGAUGGACCGUGGAUGUUACAAUCCCUGGCGCAUCGUGCGUGCCGCUGGAUAUCCAUUCCUGUGUGUAAACCAACAUGGGC
This is a messenger RNA of Aphanomyces invadans, 1724 nucleotides long. RefSeq lists its product as hypothetical. The transcript is spliced from 8 exons. The record is from RefSeq and is a predicted model, not a curated record. Gene Ontology annotation, biological process: protein phosphorylation; regulation of glucose metabolic process. Gene Ontology annotation, molecular function: pyruvate dehydrogenase (acetyl-transferring) kinase activity. Bases 548 to 1468 code for a protein of 306 amino acids. Lineage: Eukaryota; Oomycota; Saprolegniomycetes; Saprolegniales; Verrucalvaceae. Gene Ontology annotation, cellular component: mitochondrion.